AUGGCGCAUGCUCUACUGGAUGAUGAAGAAGAGAUAUGUUCUCCACGAGCGAUACAUCACACGAAACGAUACGGAUCUAUCGAUGAGCGUAACGAGGAGCAAGAAGAAAUACUUUUACUAUGGAAGACUGUGGCAGGCCCUAGUCCUAGAUUUGCACGGGGAUACAGCAUACCUAAGAAAAUCAAGAAACUCAUGAUCGAACGUCUUGAGGAAGAAAGGCUGGAUCUUCAGAUCAAAGUGCAGUUAGGCUUUGAGGAGGGGGACGAUAUCAAGGAAUAUGAGAUCAUGAUUAACAACCUCAACGACAUCACUUCAAGUCGAGAAAUUCAACCAAGGCUGUCAAGGUUUCGAAAGUAG
This is a messenger RNA of Exophiala bonariae, 357 nucleotides long. RefSeq lists its product as uncharacterized. The record is from RefSeq and is a predicted model, not a curated record. Lineage: Eukaryota; Fungi; Ascomycota; Eurotiomycetes; Chaetothyriales; Herpotrichiellaceae. The transcript has a single exon. Bases 1 to 357 code for a protein of 118 amino acids.